Salvia splendens (bonfire salvia) is the source of this 1420-nucleotide messenger RNA. RefSeq names its product casein kinase II subunit beta-1. The coding region runs from base 193 to 1062 and encodes 289 amino acids. The record is from RefSeq and is a predicted model, not a curated record. Lineage: Eukaryota; Viridiplantae; Streptophyta; Magnoliopsida; Lamiales; Lamiaceae. Gene Ontology annotation, molecular function: protein kinase regulator activity. Gene Ontology annotation, cellular component: protein kinase CK2 complex; cytoplasm. The transcript is spliced from 5 exons.
UUAGAAAGCAUACGAAAUGAGAAGACCCAAUUUUCUGUUUAUGCAAUCGAAAUUGAAUGAAACCCUAGAGCUCUCUUCAUUUCCCCACACACGCGACUGUACAAAUCUAACAAUUUUUCGCCUUUUUUCCAUUUGCUCAGAUACCCUUCGGAAAGUUGAUAAUUUUGGGGAUUCGAUUUUUCCAGUUUUGAUAUGAACGUGUACAGAGAUCGAGGAGGGGGCGGUGGCUCGUCCAAGGCCGGAGAGAUGUUGGAUCGGAAGCGAAUCAAUGAUGCGCUCGACAAACAUUUGGAGAAAUCGUCGCCUUCCACAUCCAGAAACAAGGGCUCAGCUGUCUCGGUGCCAUCCACCUCCGCCGCUGCCGGGAAGCACGUUGAUCCCAGGGACAGCCGUUCUUCAUCCGCCCUCACCGCCAGCAAGAACAAGCUCUCCGAAGAGGAAUCUGAAACAGACAGUGAAGAGUCUGAUGUCAGUGGUUCUGAUGGGGAAGAUACAUCUUGGGUUUCAUGGUUUUGCAACUUGCGUGGAAAUGAGUUUUUUUGUGAAGUCGAUGAUGAAUAUAUCCAAGACGAUUUCAAUCUAUGUGGAUUGAGCAAUCAAGUCCCGUAUUAUGAUUAUGCACUUGAUCUAAUACUGGAUGUAGAGUCAUCUCAUGGUGAUAUGUUUACCGAGGAGCAGAAUGAGUUAGUUGAAUCAGCUGCAGAAAUGCUGUAUGGCCUUAUUCAUGUCCGUUACAUCUUGACAAGCAAGGGAAUGGCUGCUAUGUUAGAGAAGUAUAAAAACUAUGAUUUUGGAAGAUGCCCUAGAGUCUACUGCUGUGGACAGCCAUGCCUUCCAGUUGGACAAUCAGACAUCCCACGCUCAAGUACUGUGAAGAUUUACUGUCCAAAAUGUGAUGACAUUUACUACCCUCGAUCCAAAUACCAAGGCAAUAUUGAUGGGGCGUAUUUCGGAACCACAUUCCCCCACCUGUUCUUGAUGACGUACGGACACCUCAAGCCUCAGAAGCCAACACAGAGCUACGUCCCUAGAGUUUUUGGCUUCAAGAUGCACAAGCCUUGAUAACCGAGUUCCGACAACAUGCUACUGAGCUCUUAAAUUCUUGUUCCGGCAAAUGCUUUUCUCAUCUUGGCUGCUUAGGCAUACAGAUGACGGAUGGGUUGUACUUGUAACACAAACCAGGUAAAAAUCACAGCAGCUAUUGAUGUAACCAAAAUUGCCUAGUUGAUGGAGAAGCAUUUCAUGCAUUCCCAUCAUGCAAUUGUUGUUUAAAUUCAGAGAGCAUGUAAGCUUUUUUCUUUUUUUUUGGUGAGAAUUGUCUAAAUACUUCCUCAUGUAGUCCCUUGUGCGUGUGCGCUGCUUAAUCAGUCGGACAAAUUUAUAUGGAGCAGCCUAUCGAAAUUUUUGGGUAUUCGACUUA